UAGAAAGAAAAAAGGGAGCAAAGAUUCAGCGCCCCAUCACGGAACGAAGAGCAUCUAUACCUUCGCUUCUUCUCGCCCUCUCUCCGAAGCAUCAAACGCCUCCUUUCGAAUCCCUAGGGCGUUGAUGAGCUCCGCUGCCGGCCCUCCUCACCUUUCUCCCCCGCUCCGUCGGUCCAAGGGCGUGGUGUCUUUUUGAGGACUGAGCGUUCUUUGUGGAUCGGGCGCUUGUUGAAGAAUUUCAGAAUUAAGCACAGCAGCUAUGCAGAAGGAUAGCAAUUCAAGUGACCCAUUAAAUUCUGUUCGUGUCCGACAUCGUAAACGUUCUACUGAGGCCCCUCCAGAUGCAACUAAGCCAAAUGGACCUCAGUUGCUUGUUAAUGACCGAAAUAAGUAUAAGUCAAUGCUUAUUCGUACGUAUUCAUCAAUCUGGAUGAUUGGGGGGUUUGUGUUUAUUGUCUACAUGGGUCAUCUUUAUAUCUGGGCAAUGAUUGUUGUCAUCCAAAUCUUUAUGGCAAAGGAGCUUUUCAAUCUUCUUCGAAAAGCUAAUGAAGACAGACAACUUCCUGGAUUUAGGCUCUUGAACUGGCAUUUUUUCUUCACUGCAAUGAUAUAUACAUAUGGACGCUUUCUUAGCCGGCAGCUUGUUAACACGGUCACUUCAGAUAAAUUGCUAUAUCAGCUUGUCAGUGGGCUGAUCAAAUAUCAGAUGUUUAUAUGUUAUUUCUUGUACAUUGCAGGUUUUGUCUGGUUUAUUCUUACUCUAAAGAAAAAAAUGUACAAGUAUCAGUUUAGCCAGUAUGCGUGGACACAUAUGAUUCUGCUUUUAGUGUUUGCACAGUCUUCCUUCACAGUGGCGAAUAUAUAUGAAGGAAUUUUCUGGUUUCUCUUGCCAGCCUCACUUAUUGUCAUCAAUGACAUUGCGGCAUAUUUCUUUGGUUUCUUUUUUGGGCGAACACCAUUAAUCAAAUUAUCCCCGAAGAAGACUUGGGAGGGUUUCAUUGGUGCAUCAAUAACAACUAUUUUCUCAGCAUUUGCGCUAGCGAAUAUUUUGGGCCGCUUCCAAUGGUUAACAUGCCCUAGAAAGGAUUUGUCUACUGGAUGGCUUUACUGUGAUCCUGGUCCGAUGUUUAAACCUGAGCAUUAUUCAUUGACAGGAUGGGUGCCUCAAGGGUUUCCAUGGAAGGAAGUGCGUAUAAUGCCUGUUCAGUGGCAUGCCUUAGCACUUGGUUUAUUUGCAUCAAUUAUCGCACCCUUUGGAGGAUUCUUUGCAAGCGGUUUCAAACGAGCUUUCAAAUUUAAGGAUUUUGGCGAUAGCAUUCCUGGACAUGGGGGAAUAACUGAUAGAAUGGAUUGCCAAAUGGUCAUGGCUGUGUUUGCAUACAUAUAUCAUCAGUCAUUUGUCAUGUCCCAAAGCUUUUCAGUUGAGAUGAUCCUGGAACAGAUAUUAAGGAACCUUUCUUUCGAGGAACAACAUAUUCUAUAUAUGGAACUGGGCAAAAUUUUCCAUGAAAGGCAGUUGAUGCAGUAGUGAAACUGCAGUUGCGACAGCAGUAUUAUUCCCGACUUGCAUGCCGCACGUCGUGUUGUGUAAUUUAUGCACCAUUAGUAAUUCUGUGUUUGAGUUCUUGUAUAGCCUUCUUUUUAUUUGUUUUUCUGACAUUAUAUAGCUGUGAUACGGCUUUCAAUUUAUUAAAGGUCUAACUUAUUCUAGAAAUUUGUUCCAUUCCAUUGCAUAUGUUACUUGCAAGGUUAUGGUGCAGCAACGUUUUAGUUCAAUCUAUUACUGUGAUAGUUUGCCUUGUGAUUUUUUCUUCA
Messenger RNA from Dioscorea cayenensis subsp. rotundata (Guinea yam), 1815 nucleotides. RefSeq names its product phosphatidate cytidylyltransferase 1-like. The record is from RefSeq and is a predicted model, not a curated record. Gene Ontology annotation, cellular component: endoplasmic reticulum membrane. Gene Ontology annotation, molecular function: phosphatidate cytidylyltransferase activity. The transcript has 13 exons. Lineage: Eukaryota; Viridiplantae; Streptophyta; Magnoliopsida; Dioscoreales; Dioscoreaceae. Bases 260 to 1528 code for a protein of 422 amino acids.